AUGAAAAAAACUUGCAAACGUGCCGUAUCAACGAGUAGUGUGGAAGGUGUGUGUUGCGUGGUUAACGAGACGGGGGCUCAGCUGGAACGCGCUGCCGCCGCUCUUCGCCGCCGUUUAGCCGCGCCACCGCCGGACCCGUUGCCGUUCCCGUCGCCGCGUCGUAACGCAGCGCACGGAAUCGUCGCCGCCGACACGGACCCGCUGUACUUUGCGCACAUGACGGAAGCGGAACAAGGAGCGGAGUGGGCGGAGCGAUUGGCGGGCGACGCCUGUGUUCUUGGCGAGCCUCUAUGCCGCGCCGCCGCCGAACACGAUAAGCUUCGCUCAUGCGCCGCGGGUUACGCUGCCGCCGCUGCUGCUUUUCGCGCGGCUGCCGCUCAUGCCCGCGCAGCUUUAAGAGCUGCAUUGCAGCAUACAACGGCGCUGUGGGCGCAUCAUCUUGUCGACCCCGCAAUCGAUAUUGAAGAAGCAGAGGAAGAAGCGAACGCAUUGCCCGCGGCAUUGGACGUGUUAGCUGAGGAAGCUCGUGCGCAGUUGCCCGCCGCUGCUGACGAACUGCUCGCGGAACUGCUCACUGACUUGUUGAAUAGAGCCCAGAAAAAUUUGCUCGCAAAUAAUUAUAAUAGGGAAAGCGGCGUUUGUGUGGAGCGGCGUUGCCGUCGCGUGUGCGCAUGGGCGGGCAGCAACGCGGGCUCUGCCCGUGAGCAAGCCGCCCGUUUGGCGGCACUAGCGGGACUUCUCGCCGCCGAUCGGCCUACAGCCCCGUCCGCGCCAUUACCACCUGCCUUGGUCCGUCAAGUUCUUGCUGCCAGAACUGACUUCAAGCUUGAAGAUAUAAAGCGCCUGAAAUUAUAG
Pieris macdunnoughi is the source of this 855-nucleotide messenger RNA. The record is from the annotation of a GenBank genome assembly. NCBI's taxonomy places the organism in Eukaryota, Metazoa, Arthropoda, Insecta, Lepidoptera, Pieridae.